This is a messenger RNA of Penicillium cataractarum, 1122 nucleotides long. RefSeq lists its product as uncharacterized. Bases 1 to 1122 code for a protein of 373 amino acids. The record is from RefSeq and is a predicted model, not a curated record. Lineage: Eukaryota; Fungi; Ascomycota; Eurotiomycetes; Eurotiales; Aspergillaceae. The transcript has a single exon.
AUGUUGAAGUCGGCGGGAUUUGAGGAGUCUAUACCGGGUGCGGAUACUGUUUCGCGCCGGUUGUGUCUUCGACUUGAUGCUCUUGAUAGUGAACUUCGAAUCUUGAUGGCUUCGGCUUCCUCAAUCGCGCUAUCUCUUGAUGGUUGGACAAGCCAGAAUUCAUUGUCAAUGCUAGCAAUCAAUGCUCACUGGAUGUCGUCUGCUUUCCAGCAAUAUCGAGCUUGUAUUGAGUUUGUUGAAAUCGAAGGCAACCACUCUGGAAAGAACCUUGCUAAUAUCGUCGCGACGGUUCUUGAGAGGUUUCAUAUAUCUGAUAAAGUUAUGACUAUUACAGCUGACAACGCAUCUAACAAUGAUACGCUACACCGGUGUCUCUUCCAAAAGCUGUCUCGGCGGUACGAUGAGUACCUGGCCGAUACCGUUAUCCGAGAAGGGACCAUGAAAUUUACUCAGAACUCCCAAAUCCGCUGCUUUGCACACAUCCUGAAUCUGGUUAUGAAAACAAUAUUGAGGUCUUUACGCGCUAGUUCACAUAAGGAAGCCUGUGACCUCCUUGAUGAUGUUGCUAAGAGGAGCUGGAAGGCGAUCAACGCUCCUGCUUCCCCUAUUGCAAAGCUUCGACUACUUGUCCUUUGGAUUGCGCGAUCUCCUCAGCGAAUACAAAAGUGGGAUAAUCGACCUGGCUGUACAAAAGCCAUCCACUACGAUGUUGAUACUCGAUGGAACUCUACUUUUGUUAUGAUCGAGAGAGCUGAAGAGUGUCGCCGGCAGCUCGAAGAUACAGUCAACGAUGAGCCAGAUAUCGAAGCCUUACGUCUCACACCCGAGGACUGGAGGCAGCUCUCAGAUAUCAAGAAAAUCCUGGCUCCCUUCAACGAAUAUACUGAGUAUGUCUCUCGAGAUAGCCCUUCAAUUCAUAUGGCGGCGCGGAUGUUUAAGGAGCUCCGUUCUAUACUCUUAGCUAUUAAGGAACGGCGAGGCGAGUGGCAGAAUGUCUCGCUAGCACUAACUAUUCCUAUCUCUGAUGGAAUCACACUUCUGGAGCAGUACCACGACCGCGUCAAAGACAACGACAUAUACUAUAUCGCAAGUAUUCUGGACCCUCGAAUCAAGACCAAGUAG